UCUUCUCUCCCUGGUGGAAAGUUAGCGUCGGCUGCCUCUCGACGCGCUGACAAGUCAGCAGAGCGAAGAAGAGACAGAAAAGGCGCAAUGGAUGUCGACUCUGUUGAGGAAACUACAACACCCACAAGCCCUCCUCUCGGCCCGACCAAGCGUGAAGGGUAUGUGCUGCGCCAAACGCUACAAGGGCAUACUCGUUCAGUCUCAUCGCUGUCCAUAUCUCCGCAUGGAAUGCUGCUGGCAAGUUCUGGCUCCGAUCGCACCAUCAAGAUCUGGAACCUUGCCAGCGGGAGCUUGAAGUUUACCCUGAAGGGACACAAGCUGGGUGUCAAUCAGGUGGCUUGGAGCGGCGAUGGACGCUACGUUGCAAGCGCGAGCGAUGACAGGACUGUGAGAGUCUGGGACUGCGAUACGGGUGCCCAAGUUCGCCUUCUGCAGGGGCACACAUCGUACGUCUUUUGUCUGGCCUACAAUCUUCAGUGCAGUCUGAUCGUCUCGGGAUCUUUCGAUGAGACUAUUAGGCUUUGGGAUGUCAAGCGCGGAAUUUGUCACAAGACCAUACCGGCACAUUCAGAGGCGGUGACUGGUGUGGACUUUAAUAGGGAUGGAGACCUCAUCGUAAGCUGUUCCUAUGAUGGUCUCUUACGCUUGUGGGACACUUCAACAGGAACGUGUCUAAAAACACUAGUGCAUCGGGACAAUGCUCCACUCUCUCACGUCAAGUUCACGCCAUCAUCUUCUCAAAUCCUUGCCUCUUCGCUAGACAACACCAUCCGUCUUUGGGACAUUCCCAAUUCUCGUGUGCUCAAGACGUAUACGGGGAAUGGCUAUACGAAUGGGAAAUUUGCUUGCGCAGCAGAUUUCACUGCACCUCGGGAGCUGCCCGCGUCGACAUCGGUCGGAGGGCAAGGCACGGAUGAAGAUCCCAGAAAGCAAGAGAUGAGGAAGAGGGGGCUGAAGCAAAUAUUCGUCGUCGCGGGGAGCGAGGACCAAAGAGUGUACGUGUGGGACUUGCAGUCCAAGAAAGUUGAUCAGAUUCUGGUUGGGCAUAGAGACGUUGUCAUUGCGAUUGCUGCGCAUCCCACGCUCGACAUCAUCGCCUCGGCAAGCAUGGACCAUGAUCCUUCAAUAAAGAUCUGGAGUCUCGAUGACAUCCCAAUCAAGUCCGAGACGUAGUGAAUGGAGGUUGCCAAUCUCCUUCCGUCUGAAUAUCAAGGCUGUCCAGGACACACCAAUCCUGCAUUCGCGGCCUCUCUGGCUGGUGUCGGAGCGUCCGACCCCUGCUCUUGCGCGCCGGCUGUCGCCAGUAGCAGCAAUUUGACUGUUCUCCGACAUCUUCAUCACAAAGAAAGAUGGCACCCCAAGUAUGGCCAACCUCGAUACCAGGAAAAUGGCGGACACAACCAGGACUCGGGGCCCAGACACAGCAGGCACGUCAUCGCACUUAAUGUACCCGCAGG
Messenger RNA from Ceraceosorus guamensis, 1457 nucleotides. RefSeq names its product WD40 repeat-containing protein. The record is from RefSeq and is a predicted model, not a curated record. Gene Ontology annotation, molecular function: histone binding. NCBI's taxonomy places the organism in Eukaryota, Fungi, Basidiomycota, Exobasidiomycetes, Ceraceosorales, Ceraceosoraceae. Gene Ontology annotation, cellular component: Set1C/COMPASS complex. Bases 88 to 1173 code for a protein of 361 amino acids. The transcript has 5 exons.